This is a messenger RNA of Klebsormidium nitens, 2268 nucleotides long. The record is from the annotation of a GenBank genome assembly. Lineage: Eukaryota; Viridiplantae; Streptophyta; Klebsormidiophyceae; Klebsormidiales; Klebsormidiaceae.
AUGCAGUCCAUCACUGUCCAUGAGUGGGAAUACGGCGCCAUGAUUCAUUGAUUGUGAUUGUGGUGAGGGGCUGAGGCAGCCAUUGGCAUCAUGAUUCAUGGUGAGCUCGAGCUUCGAGCAAAGUAAGGAAGAUUUGGCGCAUUGGCCAAGCAGUUAAAGAAAGAAUGGAGUAGGAGCUGAGAAUCAAGCUGAACAUUUGAAAGGGGUCUCUAGGUGAUGAAGAAUCCUAUGAUUCUACAUUCGUCGUCUGGGAUGAAUUGGCCUCGCCGCGACCUCAGUUGGUAGAGCUGCAGUAAUAACCACCUCCUGCAAAACAGCCACUUCCCAUUGAAGGGCCAAAGUCAGAAGAAGCAGCAGCUGAGCUUCAUCAAUCUAUACGAGGUUUUGCUGCCUGACUGGUGAUCAGGGUUUAUCCCAGAAUUUCGAGGAUCUGACAGAAGCUGGGCGCCAAAGUGGCAGUAGCGUGCAGGAGGGGCUGUCCAAGAUGAGGAUCGAGGAGGUGCAGAGCACGACUAAGAAGCAGCGGGUGGCCACACACACCCACAUCAAGGGGCUGGGCCUCAAGGAGGAUGGCACUGCGGCCCCCCUGGGCGCUGGGUUUGUGGGGCAGGAGCAGGCGCGCGAGGCGGCGGGCCUGGUGGUGGACAUGAUCCGCGGCAAGAAGAUGGCCGGCCGCGCGCUGCUCAUGGCGGGGGCGCCCGGCACCGGCAAGACCGCGCUCGCCCUCGGGAUUGCGCAGGAGCUCGGCAGCAAGGUGCCGUUCUGCCCCAUGGUUGGCUCGGAGGUGUACUCGUCGGAGGUGAAGAAGACGGAGGUGCUGAUGGAAAACUUCCGGCGCGCCAUUGGGCUGCGCAUCAAGGAGAACAAGGAGGUCUAUGAGGGCGAGGUGACGGAGCUGACGCCGGAGGAGACGGAGAGCACGACGGGGGGCUACGGCAAGGCGGUGAGCCACGUGAUCAUUGGGCUGAAGACGGUGAAGGGCGUGAAGCAGCUGAAGCUGGACCCGGCCAUCUACGACAGCCUGCUCAAGGAGAAGGUCCUCGUGGGCGACGUCAUCUACGUGGAGGCCAACAGCGGCGCCGUCAAGCGCGUCGGCCGCUGCGACGCGUACGCCACCGAGUUCGACCUGGAGGCGGAGGAGUACGUGCCGCUGCCCAAGGGGGAGGUGCACAAAAAAAAGGAGAUCGUGCAGGACGUGACGCUGCACGACCUGGACUCGGCCAAUGCGCGGCCGCAGGGAGGGCAGGACAUCUUGUCGAUGAUGGGCCAGAUGAUGAAGCCCAAGAAGACGGAGAUCACGGAGAAGCUGCGCGGCGAGAUCAACAAGGUGGUGAACCGCUACAUCGACACGGGCGUGGCGGAGCUGGUCCCCGGCGUGCUGUUCAUCGACGAGGUGCACAUGCUGGACAUCGAGUGCUUCACGUACCUCAACCGCGCGCUCGAGAGCAGCCUGGCGCCCAUCGUGGUGCUGGCCACCAACCGCGGCAUCUGCAACAUCCGCGGAACCGACAUGCCGUCCCCGCAUGGCGUGCCCGUCGACCUGCUGGACCGGCUGGUCAUCAUCCGCACGCUGCCGUACACGCCGCCCGAGAUGGUCCAGAUCCUGGCCAUCCGCGCGCAGGUGGAGGGCAUCGCCGUUGACGAGGACAGCCUCGCGCACCUGGGCGAGAUCGGGGACCGCACCUCGCUGCGCCACGCCGUGCAGCUGCUCACGCCCGCCAGCAUCAUGGCCAAAACCAACGGCCGCGAUGCCAUUGCCAAGGCGGACCUGGAGGAGGUGGCGGCCAUCUUCCACGACGCCAAGGCCUCCGCCAAGCUCCUGGCGGACCAGGCCGAGAAGUACAUCUCGCAAUGAUCCCGGGCCCGGCCGCGGCGCCGCUACGCCAGGCACGCGCAAACCCCUCCCCUAGCUAGAGGCAAGGCAGCGCUGAGUAGGCGCUCAUGCAGGAAGCAUCGACUGGAUGACUGGUGCCCCGCAGCGAGCAGCUGUGGGCGGCACUGAAAUAACGACCUUCCACAGCUUGUGGUCAAAGCCCUUGCGAGGAGAGCGGUGCAGUACUGAACACCGCAGACCAGCCUCCUACUCACUCGAGAACGGUCCUUAUCUAGAGAAAUGUGUUUGAAACCCUUCAGCUGGGUUGUGACGUAUAUCCAAGUAAGUCGCCAAGAGAUGCAAGUGUUGUCUCGCAGAAGGACAAGCUGUAUUCUAAAUAUGCGUGCGACCAUCCUUGGCAUGGUACACCACCUUGCAGGUCUGGCAGCCUGGUA